Nannizzia gypsea CBS 118893 is the source of this 2706-nucleotide messenger RNA. RefSeq lists its product as hypothetical. Gene Ontology annotation, biological process: regulation of transcription by RNA polymerase II. The record is from RefSeq and is a predicted model, not a curated record. The transcript is spliced from 2 exons. Gene Ontology annotation, molecular function: RNA polymerase II cis-regulatory region sequence-specific DNA binding; DNA-binding transcription factor activity, RNA polymerase II-specific. Lineage: Eukaryota; Fungi; Ascomycota; Eurotiomycetes; Onygenales; Arthrodermataceae. Bases 1 to 2706 code for a protein of 901 amino acids.
AUGCCCGGGGUGUUUCCACCCCCCAUUCCUGACUCUGACGGUGAGACUGACUGGCACCUUGCGAUGGCAGAUACCUCAUGUCUGCCGGCCCAGACAGCCCAAAAGCGGCCAAGGAGCCGACAGAGCACCAUUGAACCGAUGCGGUCGAGGUCGAACACAGCGUCGACAAAGAGUGCUCGUCUCUCGCGGUCUCGGGGAUCGACGGCCAGCAUUCACUCCGUCACCACACAGUACCAUCCAGAUGUCCACCCGCAGCAGCAACAACAACAGCAACCCGCUCCCCAGGAUAUUUAUACUACCUACAUGCGAACUCAGUACCCUACUUCCCAAGUAACCUAUCAUCAUCCAAACCCGGAAGAGAUGAUUCUGCGGUAUGGUGAACAGUUCGGACAUGCUCCUCCCACUGCCAGGUUGGACGAGCAUACUUUACAGCAGCAUCAAGAAAGCCAUAAUAUUUCAGCGGUGCGACAGCAGCGUCCGGAUUUACAGCUUCAGGAACAUCUUCUUCGGAACAGGAAUAUAAGCGUACAGCCGCCACAUCCGUCGCCGCCAGGUAUCAUACCGGCCGAGUUCGCGUCCAGUCACUUUCCCCAGAUGUUUGAUACCACGGAAAAUCAUCAUCAUCAUCAUCCUACACCAGACCGCAUGUUGGAAGAUAAUGAUGGGUCAGAGGUUGGCCCUCGAAAGAGACGCGGUACCUCAUCUUCGAUAGCCAAUGAUAAUGAACUACGACGGCUUCUUCGUCAAUAUGACGGAUACUCCCUACAGGAUAUGGCCUCCGAAGUUAGGAAGAACGAAGGUGCAGGUGGUAAAUCAGAGAAGGUCAAACAAGUGUUUGCUAUGAUAUGGCUACGUGAGAAUUGUCAGAGAGGAGACGGCUCAGUCCGUCGAGACCGUGUUUACUGUUGCUAUGCCGAAAAAUGUGGAAAUGACCGUGUAUCAGUACUUAAUCCCGCCUCUUUUGGGAAACUCGUCAGAAUAAUAUUUCCAAACGUGCAGACUCGUCGACUCGGAGUCCGCGGAGAGUCAAAAUAUCAUUACGUUGAUUUAUCCCUCAUUGGUCAAGAUGCCAAAACGGAAUGCGACGAUAAGGUGGACAAAACACAGGACCACGGUUUGAGCAUGGAUGGCUCUGGUCCCCAGCUCGAGUCCAGCUUUGUCGCUGAUUCUCAGCAAUCGCAAAAAUCACUUGUGGAUGCAGGAGACGGUGCAUCUCCAGACCUGAAUAUCCUGCAGCAAAACCAGUCAUCCGGUCCCGUCCACCGUUGUGCCUGCGCGGACUCCAGCAUUUCUGAUCUUAGUGUCGGAGUUGAUCCCAUGGCUGUCAAAACCCAGUUGAAGAUCCAGCAUUUACUUCAAUUCGAGUCAACAGACAAUACCCCGUCUACCGACAGCGACACCCUCUCACUGCCAAACAUACAUCAGUAUCUUCCCGACAACUCUGAUCCUUCGGCUGCUGAUGCUCUUGCUGCCUUGUACCGCUCUCAUUGCACUUCAGUUAUCGACAGCUUCCGAUACUGCAAGGAAAAGAACCUUUUCCGCCAUUUCUCUGCCUUCCAAGGCACCCUCACUGUGCCAGUCCACAAACUCCUUGUUCAUCCAAACGUUGCCCCAUGGGUAGAGGAAUGCGACUGGAUCAUGUACCAGAAGAUGCUUGCCUUUGUCUCUCCACUAACAACGCAGGUUGUCCCAGACCCUGUCCUCAAAGCGUUUCAAUCGAUAUCAUGCAAGCUUGUUACGCACAUCGCCGAAACCCUCAAAUCACAACCAGACCAUGUGUCCACUGCGCGACUUGUUCCAUGCCGGCUGUUUUGUCAUCUACUGAAACGUAUGCUGGAUGUUAACCAGUCUGCCAUUGCCGCUGCUGCAUGGCUGUGCCACCAACAGAAUCGAAACAAGAUGUGGGAAGAAUUUAGCACCUUUGUUGAUCCGACUGAAACUGCCAUCAAGGCCAACGUACCUUCGUGCUCCCUGAAAACCGCGAUUACAAUCUUAAAGGAACAUAUGAAAUCUCUUUUAUACCCGCUGGAUAACUGCGCCCCUCCGCAGACCGACUCUAUCGACCACGAGCUAGCUGGAUUCCAAAAGUUCCCUCAGUCAGCUAAUAAUGAAGAAUACACUAAUUUCCCCGAUCGAUGGAUUGCUUUUAUUUUACAACUACCUAGCAUGUUUCCCAACCACUCUGCAACUUGCAUAAUCGAAAAAGCGGAUGCACUAUGGACGACCGCUCUCCACCGUCUUACCCUUUCGAACGCAGAGAGCUUCAGUGCCUGGUGGAUGACCAAGGUUUUCUUCCUUGAGAUGAUGCACUGGCAAGCAGAAAGGGGAGGCUUCAUGGCUACUUCGCCAAAAUCACUGCGCGAGCAUUCCACAAACCUCUUGAGCAAACCUGCAGCAACAGUUGCAGCUCAGCUUGCAAGUUUCACCUCUACCAACUUUUCCAGUCAGCAAACGGAGACCGAGCAACCAACUCAGGAGGCUGCCCCAAACAUGAAUCACAACGCGUCGAAUACUGCUGUUAAGGUCAACAAGGCUGAUCCGCCAAACCGGCCUGCUGUUGACACGAGCCUAGAGGGCAGCCAAGUUAAUAACGAUGAUAGCGCCAUUGCUCUGGAAGAGGAUUCUGUUCUUCUAGGAACCUCCAAAUAUACGGAUAUGACCUUAUCCGAUCCCGCUGAUGCGGAGGGCGACGUUAUCGUUGUAUAA